Messenger RNA from Macroventuria anomochaeta, 1974 nucleotides. RefSeq lists its product as uncharacterized. The coding region runs from base 1 to 1974 and encodes 657 amino acids. The record is from RefSeq and is a predicted model, not a curated record. Lineage: Eukaryota; Fungi; Ascomycota; Dothideomycetes; Pleosporales; Didymellaceae. The transcript is spliced from 4 exons.
AUGGUGGUGAAGUCACAGAAGGCUUAUCUUGAAGAAUGCCCUGACUACACCGCCCCAGGACGCCAUGAUGCAUUCUGCAGGCCUUCCAGAAGGAAUGCAGCGUGGGGCAGGGCUGACAGGCCAGAGCACAGGCGAAGCACAGGCGAAGCACAGGGGUGGCGCGCAGGCGAUCCUCCUCGGCCCAACUCUAGCAGUAUUCGACCGCCGCCAACGGGCACUGACCGUUCGGAAUGCACUGGGCGACGCACAGCGCUUCACGCUUCACGGGUUUCAAGCAGGUGGAUGCAGCGACGUGGAGCGCUUCGAGGCUCUGAAGGACAGGAGACUCAGCUGCGGAAUGUCUCAAUGGUGCCUGGCGGCCAUGCGUGCCUCUCUGUGUGCCGUGACACGGUAACAUGCAGUGCUGAUCCGUCGCUGUCGCGUGCCCGGGGACGUUCGGCCGACCCUGACCCUGCACGUCUGAUGCUCCCCUUACCAGCUGUCCAAUCCCGCCGCAGCAAUAACGUAAAGGAUUCCAUCCCGACGCGCAGCCGAGCAACGUCACAGACGUCUAGCCGUGCUGGGACUCGGAGCAUUCAUUCUCCGCCACCGCGCACCCGACCAGCUGAGAAGAUGGGCACACGAACCCAGAGGAAUCCGCUCGCACCGCGCACCACCAAUCCCGCAUGCACACCAGUCACGCCCGCUGAGCCUACUGACACCAUGCUCAAGCACUCCAGUCCCGUCGUCAUACCUCCUCGAACGGCUACACGAGCGUCUUCGACACAGACAGUCCGUGUAAAAGGACAAAACGGUGGCAGGCCAGCUCGCUCCACCAAGAGCCACAAUCCAGAUGCUCUCCCACCAGCAGUCGCCGCCCUGCUGGCUAUCACAGCAAUCCCCAGGCAGCCUCCACGGCGUCGCAAGCGCCCUACGUCAGACAGGAAGAUAUCCAUGGACGAAUUGAUCCAUGAGUGGAAGCAAGAUGACCUGGAGAUUCCGCACUCUUUGUCUGGAUCCCCCAUGGAUCUGCUACUGGGCCGCAUCGAUGAGUCUGAGUCCGACUAUGGCGGCAGCCUGCCGAGCUUGGAGCAAGAGAAGGGACAAUUUGGGGCCUCAAGAUCCAUAUCCAGCGACUCACUCUCAACACUGCCACCUUCACUUGACUACGAUGCUCCCUCUUACUCCUCGCACUGGGACAAUCUUAGCACGCCAGACUCACUGAGCCGCAAGUCUCUCUCAGAGCGCAGGGAGAAGGUCUACUCGUCACCACCGAAGGAGGACUGCGUCUUGGACCACCCAUUGCUCUGCUUCAACGUAGAAGACUCAGAGGAGCCCACAGAAGCGAACAUCCCAGAUGUCGUUACCAUCUCGCCAUCGAAUGAGAGGUUCAAGUCAUUCAAGUCUAACCUCACGGCGUCACUGCAAGCACUAAAAGAAGCGGCCAAGUCAUUCUCGAACUUCACGGCACCAAGCGUACCGCCGGAGGACCUUCUUACUCGAUCGAUUCUGUCACCCAAGUUUACCAGCGAGAUGCGACCGAAACACUCGGAGGGGCUCCCAUCACCAGCGCUCCGCCGCUACCUCAACCCUCAACCUGCUCCCAUCUCUCCCACGGAGCUGUCCAUGCAACUUCACGAUGCGCUCAUGAUCGACGCCGAUGCCGACACCCAUGCGCCGAUGAUCCAGAUGCAGACAUACGACCGACGUGGCCGGUCAUCAAGGAACCGACGCAAAAACGCGGACCCGUUUUCCGAAGCGGGACGCUUGCAAUCACCAACACCGACCGUCCGCCAGCGCGAACCCCGCGAGAACAGUGACUUCUUGCGCGUUAUCGUUCUCGAGAUGAACAUGCGCCGGGUCGGCAAGCUCGACGCGAAGGCCGUCGGCAAGGCGCGCAUUUGGCUCCCGCCAAGGAAGUUGGGCUCUAGCAAAUCACCUGCCUUUCAGAGCGCAAGCGGUGUGCCGGAUAGAUGGGUUGGCACGGCGGCAUGA